UGGGCGGGUGCUGAGUGCAGACAGGCCUCCUGCCAGCUCUCCCCGCCUCCUCCAGCUCCCGCCCGGAGACACAGCCACACACAGGUUCUGCCUGUCUUCCCUGGAGCUCCCGCCGCCCACCGAGAUGCCUCCCCCCGCCCUGGCGUUGGUGAGUGGCCAGGCGCUCCCAGCUUUCCUGCUCUGUGGCACGCUGCUGGUCAUCAAGAUGUACGUGGUGGCUGUCAUCACGGGCCAAGUGAGACUUCGGAAGAAGGCUUUUGCCAACCCCGAGGACGCCCUGAGACACGGAGGCCUCCAGUACUGCCGGAGUGACCAGGACGUGGAUCGCUGCCUCAGAGCCCACCGGAACGACAUGGAGACCAUCUACCCCUUCCUGUUCCUGGGCUUCGUUUACUCCGUCCUGGGGCCUGACCCCUUCAUCGCCCGGAUGCACUUCCUCGUCUUCUUCCUGGGCCGCGUGGUGCACACCGUGGCCUACCUGGGCAAGCUGCGGGCGCCCACCCGCUCCCUGGCCUACACUGUGGCCCAGCUCCCCUGCGCCUCCAUGGCCCUGCAGAUUGUGUGGGAAGCAGCCCGCCACCUGUGACCGGCAGCGGAAUCCUCAGCCACCAGACCACUGGCCACGAGCCGCGGUGACUGUACCUGAGGGACUGGGCGUCCCUUGGAGAUGGCGAUAGGCCCCGGGGACCUGGCUUCUUGGCAACCGGCUGAACAUGGGAUUCUGGGCAUCGUGGGCCUGUGUGUGUUUACAUAAGCGUGUCCACACACGUGUGUGUGUGCCCCUUGGAUUUCUGGGGAAAGUGGCUAAUUGGACCACGUAGAAAUGUCAAGAUUGAUAGAAAAUCCUUCCACUCAAAUACCAGAGCAUUAAAAACCACAUUCCUUCUUCGUCGCUAAGAGUGACAGGAGACUCAGUCCAGGUUCCUAAACUAAACAACCCUCCAGAUGCAGGGCUAUAAUAAAUGCAGAUUUCUUAGACCCA
Messenger RNA from Leptonychotes weddellii (Weddell seal), 982 nucleotides. RefSeq names its product prostaglandin E synthase (gene PTGES). Gene Ontology annotation, biological process: prostaglandin biosynthetic process. Lineage: Eukaryota; Metazoa; Chordata; Mammalia; Carnivora; Phocidae. The record is from RefSeq and is a predicted model, not a curated record. Gene Ontology annotation, molecular function: prostaglandin-E synthase activity. Gene Ontology annotation, cellular component: membrane.